This is a messenger RNA of Neohortaea acidophila, 1884 nucleotides long. RefSeq lists its product as uncharacterized. The record is from RefSeq and is a predicted model, not a curated record. The coding region runs from base 1 to 1884 and encodes 627 amino acids. NCBI's taxonomy places the organism in Eukaryota, Fungi, Ascomycota, Dothideomycetes, Mycosphaerellales, Teratosphaeriaceae. The transcript has a single exon.
AUGGCGGAGUCGAACCAGCUUGGAGAUCGCUUGAUGCAGCAUCUCCAGUCUGUGCAGGCAUCACCGUCGACACCUCUGGACACUCGAUUGCUGGAGGAAGCCGACCUUAUCCUACCCAAGACUCUCCAAGGAAAUGAACGCCUCGUACUCAUCCAGACACUCGCAGGGCUGCUGCCUGAACUGCAACAAGAUCCAACACCCGCGGUCAACAUACUCCUCCACCUUCUCGAUGACCUCUCAUACUCCGACAUUCUGAACUUCGGCAGUCUACCAUACACCGAAGGCCUUGCUGUCGGAGAGCACAUGGUCAGCUUCAACCGCCUCAUCAUCUCAAUACUGGAGAAGGCCACACGGAAACCCACCGACGCUGCUCAUGUCGCAAGCAUGCUCGAUACAAUGCUGGCGCUGGUCAGAUUAUGGUUAUGUACGCCCGACACCGGCAUCGCCAGUCAAGCAUCCACCCUCCUGCUCGACCUCCUCAAAGUCGACCAAGAAAUCCAGACACAUCCUGACGCCCAUCUACCUGCUGGUGGACAAGGCUUAGUAUGGAAACGGAUAUUCGGCGAUCGAAACAUCUACGCCACCCUGUUUGAAGCUUGCUCUCACACCGGUCCUUCUACUUUGAAGCUGAGUAAGAAUCAAAGGACACUUGCUCAGGCUCGGUUGAUGGAGUGGCUACCUGCAGUCGGUGCCAUGGAUUGGAGUGCAAUCUCUCGAAGCCAUCAUCCCGAUGUCGAAGCCGCAUACGGCGUUCAGGAGGGCUUGCUUGAAUUCGCCGUGCUACGAAUGGUCGACUACGAAGAUGACGUUCUGAUGAAUCGAUGUCUCAUCGAUUUCUACUCCGAGCUUCUGCGCACUACUCGGCCACCGGUCGCCGAUGCGUCGAUCGCCCAGGAGUCUCCCGCGCUACUCUAUCUGAUCACACACGAUGUGCAUACUCGCACCGCUGCCAUCUACUUGCAGCUCCCGGGGGUCCGAGUGGAUCCUGUAGAAGCCAUGUUCCUGUAUGGGCCGGCGGCAAACUACAUCGCAACCUACGCAUCAUACUUUCCCGACCACUAUCUGGCAAGUCGAAUGGCAAGACAAGUCAAUGAACGUCUGAUGAGGGUGUUCGAUCUGUCCCCUGCGAAAUGGGCGCACGCCGAGUCGCCAAAACACGACUUACAUCUUGCUGCCAGCCUGCCCCGGAAGAUUCUCUUGCCGACUCGCGAAGGGACUGUAGCGUGGGACCAGAGUCCGCUCUCUCUCCUCCCUUCCAGAGCAUCCAACGACGAUGUCCUCAAUACGCUGGCGACGAUCUUUCAUGGACCGGAGCGUCAGAUCGUCUCUUUCCCUCCCAGCUCGCCACUCACCACCGCAAACGAAGUGGACCAGAAGGAGGCCGCGUCUGCAAGAGCCCUGUACUUCCACUACCUCGCCAACAAUCCACAAUUCUGGCGGAACAUUGCGAUUCAUGCGGACACCGUGGCGUUGAAAGAUCUGGCCCUCGCCGCUAUUCGCUGUCUGACCGCCGUGAUCACGGCAAACUGGGCCACAAAGACAGAUGUUGCUCUUCCCACCACAAUCGCCACGUCAGACAGCGGAGCACUCGCAAUCCUCACCCCGCCAUCGCUAGAGUACAGUCUGCCCUAUCUGCUGAAGCCGCCACAGACAUUCUCGAACCUCGUGGGCGGCCGAGGAGAUGCAGAGAGCGCGGCAUACAAGAUUGCCAGCGCGAAGUUUGAUGCGCUCAGGACGAUGCAUGCCCGAGUCGCGACAUUAGUUAAACAACGGCCAGGAGAGGGGUUUGAGGACAUUUUGACUACACUGACGAAACGCCUGAAUGAUGGACCGUUGAGUAGGGAGGGCGAGGUUGGCGGGCGAAUUGGAACGCUGGAGCUUUGA